UGAUGACGGAAUGACCUCGUCACGCUUCGUUGGCACGUGUAUAAUGCAAAUCUAAUUCUGUUAACGUGCAAAGUACAACAUACACAAGGACAUUGACGUACGAUCAGCUGGCAAGAGUAGGUUUUAACUUUUAAUUUUAAAGGUUGUAGCAGUUGCAAUAAAGGUUCGAAAAUAACGGCUGACAAGUGCUAUUCAUUGAUCACUGUCGAGGAUCACGUCCUUGUGGUAAUUGGGAAACCCCAGUUUUGUUCUAGCACUCGGUGGUCGGUCAGCCCUCGCGUCUGAUUGGUCGACUCCGUCCCCCCUGCGAUGCCGAUUCAAGACCUUAUACCUCCGUCUCCUGGUGAUUCGGCAGAUGCCGCCGGAGAGAUCAAAAUGGAACUAGACCCUGAAAACUCAGCCAUGAAUGAUUUGGUGGAGGAGGAAGAUUUGAAAGAUGAAUUCUGCGACCCAGACAAUCCAAUCAUUGUUAAAUUUCAGGAUGUGAGCGCUGCAGCUUACAAGAUAAAGAGCGGAGUUCACCGCACUCCUUGCCAGAAAUCCCAGAUCUCGAGUAUUGUAGGCAUGGAGGUUUACUUUAAGAAAGAUUUCCUGCAGGCAACUGGCAGUUUCAAGGAACGUGGAGCUCGCAACACUCUUCUGACCCUAUCAGAGGAGCAGAAACAGAAAGGCGUGAUUGCAGCGUCGGCGGGCAACCACGCCUUGGCACUGUCCUAUCACGGGCAGAGCCUUGGUAUCCAUGUAACCGUUGUCAUGCCAAUCAUUGCUCCCAUCAUGAAGAUCAACAGAUGCAAGCAGAACGGCGCCACUGUGAUCAUCCAUGGACAGGACUUGGGAGAGUCAAAGACCUAUGCCUUGCGGAUUGGCAAGAACAAAGGAUUAAUGUAUAUCAAUGGCUACGACAACCCCCACAUCAUUUCAGGGCAAGGCACCAUGGGAUUGGAGAUUGUUGAGCAGGUCCCUGACUUGGAUGCCGUUAUCGUUCCAGUGGGAGGAGCCGGUCUCAUCGCUGGGGUGGCGCUAGCGGUGAAAAGCCUUUCCCCUAGAACAGCUAUCAUUGGAGUUGAAAGUGAACAGUGCCCCAGCUUCUCCGCUGCCUUAGAUGCAGGCCAUCCCAUAUGGACCCGGUCUGGCCCCUCAUUGGCUGAUGGUCUUGCAGUACCCACUGUUGGUGUGAAUGCAUUCGCUACGGCCAAGAACUACGUCGAUAAGAUGGUGGUUGUCAGUGAGGAUCUGAUCGCCCUGGCCAUCCUGAGGCUGAUUGAGAUGGAGAAGGCGGUCGUAGAGGGCGCCGGUGUGGCUGGACUGGCCGCGCUCCUUGGAGACAAGCUGCCGGAACUCAAGGGCAAGAAGGUUGCCAUUCCGCUGUGCGGGGGUAACAUAGACACCACGGUCCUGGGCCGCGUGUUGGAGCGAGGCCUGGCUGCAGACGGCCGCCUGGCUCGCUUCGUGGUGACCGUCAGCGACAGGCCCGGGGGGAUCACAGAACUUGCCACCAUCAUCAGCUCCAUGGGUAUCAGCAUCAAGGAUAUCUUCCACGAGAGAGCGUUCCUCAAGAGUGAAAUCUUCAAUGUUCAGGUGAAAUGCGUUGUGGAGACACGCGACCAGGAACACUCUGACGAGCUCCACAGGGCUCUCAAGCAUCACUACCCUAGCGGCAGAAUCAUCUGGGGGCCACACUGCAUUUAAAGUGCCGCCAAAACUUGUACAAUUAUUUGUAGGUAAACCUUUUUUUUUAAACUGAAACUCACUUGUAACAAUAUAGAGAGGUACUGAGAAUUGAAUAUUUGUCUAGUCACCAUGGAAACAACUUGAGGUCAUGUGAUCCUAUCGUGUGAUACAGUUUUUCGUCAACAUCAGCAUUUGAAGGGUUUGUUUAGUUUGUUUUUUUCAAUUGUCAAAAUCAAACAAAUUCACACAUAUCUGAAUAUAUGACCGUUGAACUUGGAAGCAUUUAAAGCAGUAGUUUCAUGUGCCAUACUUUUUUUUUUUGGUUUUUUUUUUUUUUUUUUUUUUUUUUUUUGGUUUUCAAGAUUUAUUUUCUUGAAGUGAGAGAAGUUGUCAGUAUCUGACAAUGUAGAAUAUGCAUGUUUUUACUUUUUACAUGAAGUAAUAUAAAAGGCAGUAUUUUAGUGUUUUCUUUAGGCAUGAAAGGUGUCCAUUUUGAAAGUGAAAUAUAAGUUUGGGCCACAGUUCAUCUCAACCUCAGUAAGCCUGUUGUGAGAGAUGUGGCGAGUUGGGUUUGUGCGGGAUUUUGUAAAUUUAUUUCAGCUAACAUUUGAGCAGUUACCUGUAUUAUUAGAAAUUGAUAUAUGAAGUAAACUAGUGACUGCAAUUGUUUGCAAGUCAAAAAAAAAGAAAAAAGAUGCGCACAUUUUCCUUGUUUUGCCAAUUUUAUUUUUGUUUUUGAAAUUACAGUGAGUGACUUUUACUUUCAUCCACUAUAAAAAUAAAUAUAAGCAAAUAUAUACGUACAGAUGCACCCUUGAGGAGCCUUUUUUUCUUCAUAAAUUAUACCUUAGUAUAUUAAGGAGACAUUUCAAUGUCUUCCUAAUGUCACAACUCCUAUUUAGAGGCACAAUAUUUGUCGCAAAUAGCCAGAUCGAUUGCUCCUGGUCCAAAACAUAAACGUACCAAAAUUUGUAGAAAGGGGUUGGGGCUCAUCAAAGUUGGAAAAUGUUUGUGCACAACCCUAUGGGAAUGUCCCCCUAAUAAGGUACAUUCUCGGUAAUUAUUGUAUGUAUCAGUUAUAUGUUGUCAUUAGUUGCAUGGAAGUUAUUAUGAAAUGCAUGAUGCAGGGGAAGUUCGAUUUUCAUUAAAUUUCAACCACUUUUCACAGAACAAUGUUGCAAGUGUUUUCCGGCAUUGAAAAAGCAAGAACUCUUAAAAGUAGAUGAUUAUUUUCCCACUAGGAACCAACAAAAAGCAAUAAUUGCAGAUACUUUAUUCAGCAAAGUAAUGAGUUGUUUUUAACUUAAAAAGGUAUUAACGUUGCAAAAUAUCUGUGUCAAAUAUUUCCUCAGAUUGUGAAUGUGAAAAAUAAGUUAUGAAACAGAAGAACAGAUUUGAAUAUACUCGGAAAAUAUUUUGGUUUCUUGUAGUAUAAUGUAUAUGAUAUACCGUGGCUUCUUUCAAGUUUUGUAGCAAUGACAUUGUCUGUAUUUAUUAACAUUUUAGAUCAGGAAUUCUCUCUCGUGUGUGAUGUUAUAUUCAGUUUUCCUACAUUUGACUUUUAUCAGACAAGUCUGAUUUUUAAAUUUUAAGGAAAAAAAAUAGAUGUGUUAAGAAUUCCGGUUUGAAUAGUAAGUCAUGGUUGCGUGUCAUUCUGAAUGCAUUUCCAGAGUAAUCAAAUAAAUACAUUGUAUUACAUUUGUAUAAUAUUUGUGUAUUUGGACUUUAUUUUGGACGCAAUUUAUUCGAAAGGUUCAUGUAAAAUAUACUAAUUACUAAAAUUAAAGUUUGUCUAGUACACUGUAUUUUUCUUCAUGUCAGCUUACUUAUGGUGCGUUACCUGUUUUCAAAAACACUAAACUUU
Messenger RNA from Patiria miniata (bat star), 3535 nucleotides. RefSeq names its product L-threonine ammonia-lyase-like. Gene Ontology annotation, biological process: L-threonine catabolic process; L-serine catabolic process. The record is from RefSeq and is a predicted model, not a curated record. Lineage: Eukaryota; Metazoa; Echinodermata; Asteroidea; Valvatida; Asterinidae. Gene Ontology annotation, molecular function: L-serine ammonia-lyase activity; threonine deaminase activity. The transcript is spliced from 13 exons. The coding region runs from base 310 to 1689 and encodes 459 amino acids.